AUGGCCCCCGCUAUCGGUAUCGAUUUGGGAACCACCUACUCCUGCGUGGGUGUCUUCCGCGAUGACCGUAUCGAAAUCAUUGCCAACGACCAGGGUAACCGAACCACCCCCUCGUUCGUUGCCUUCACCGACUCUGAGCGUCUCAUUGGUGAUGCCGCCAAGAAUCAGGUCGCCAUGAACCCUCACAACACAGUCUUCGACGCCAAGCGUUUGAUCGGCCGCAAGUUCUCCGACCCUGAGGUGCAGGCUGAUGCCAAGCACUUCCCCUUCAAGAUCGUUGACAAGGCCACCAAGCCCGUCAUCGAGGUUGAGUUCAAGGGCGAGGUCAAGCAGUUCACACCUGAGGAAAUCUCCUCCAUGGUCUUGAUCAAGAUGCGUGAGACUGCCGAGUCUUACCUCGGUGGUACCGUCAACAAUGCCGUCAUCACUGUCCCCGCCUACUUCAACGACUCCCAGCGUCAGGCCACCAAGGAUGCUGGUCUCAUUGCCGGUUUGAACGUCCUCCGUAUCAUCAACGAGCCUACUGCUGCUGCCAUUGCCUACGGUCUCGACAAGAAGGCUGAGGGUGAGCGCAACGUCCUCAUCUUUGAUCUCGGUGGUGGUACCUUCGAUGUGUCUCUCCUUACCAUCGAGGAGGGUAUCUUCGAGGUCAAGGCCACCGCCGGUGACACUCACUUGGGUGGUGAGGACUUCGAUUCUCGUCUCGUUAACCAUUUCGUCCAAGAGUUCAAAAGGAAACAUAAACGAGGUAGGCAAAAUUCCAUUAUUUCAAGCCCAAUUGUUGUCCGUUGA
Messenger RNA from Talaromyces amestolkiae, 792 nucleotides. RefSeq lists its product as uncharacterized. The coding region runs from base 1 to 792 and encodes 263 amino acids. The record is from RefSeq and is a predicted model, not a curated record. NCBI's taxonomy places the organism in Eukaryota, Fungi, Ascomycota, Eurotiomycetes, Eurotiales, Trichocomaceae. Gene Ontology annotation, molecular function: ATP hydrolysis activity; ATP-dependent protein folding chaperone; misfolded protein binding. Gene Ontology annotation, cellular component: nucleus; plasma membrane; cytosol. Gene Ontology annotation, biological process: vesicle-mediated transport; cellular response to unfolded protein; protein refolding. The transcript has 2 exons.